Molecule: messenger RNA, 342 nt
Organism: Symbiodinium pilosum
Lineage: Eukaryota; Dinophyceae; Suessiales; Symbiodiniaceae
Source: the annotation of a GenBank genome assembly
AUGGCCACAGACAGGAGAUUCGAGGUCAAAAUGUCGGUGCCGGAUGGCGCAACACCCGGCACAUUGCUGGAUGUGCCUGUGAGGGGUGGUUCCGAGAAGGUUCGGAUCCGGGUGCCCGAAGGCUGCGGAGGUGGAAGCGUCCUGGUCCUGAGCCAGGCUGAGGGCAGCAGCGAGUGGGACCUGAAGGUAGAGGAGGCCAAACCUCCUCUACAGGACGCGGGCGCCACGAGCGACGUAGCCAGGAGCUCGACAGGGGUGCAGCUCCCCCAGGAGGAGAGUCCCAAGCCAGAGUUGUCUGAGCAACCUGUGGCCUACACUGUGAGGCCAACACAUUUCGCGUGA